GCGAACUCUCUAGAGUGUAUUCCAGCCUCUCGGCCAAUGCUGGGACAGGCUCCAACACCUCCCGCGACCCUGACCAGGAAUAAGCGGGUUCCUGGCGGACGGGGCGGGACGAUGGGAGGCGGCGGGAGCAAAGACGUCACGUUUUCGCGGGUGAAGAGGAAGACGGCGCCUGUGGCGUCACGGCCUGGUCGUUCCAGGACAGGUCCCUCCCGGCCCCGCCCCAAAGCGUCCUCCGCCAAGCCCCCGGCCAGCAGCAACGGCAGACGCUCCACCGGUCUGUCUGGGGGCUCCACCGGUCUGUCUGGGGGCUCCACCGGUUCGUCUGGGGGCUCCACCGGUCCGUCCGGGGGCACCACCGGUCCGUCCGGGGGCUCCACCGGUCCGUCCGGGGGCACCACCGGUCCGUCCGGGGGCUCCUCCUUCGCACCCUCUUCCUCCCUCUCUGCCCCCUCCCACCCAGCUCCUGUGACGGAGCCUGCCCCCAGCACUGGUGGCGCUCAGAUUUUUGUGGCCUUGUAUGACUACGAGGCCAGAACAUUUGAUGACCUUUCGUUCAAAAAAGGGGAUCUGUUUCAGAUCAUUAAUAACACAGAGGGAGACUGGUGGCAGGCGCGAUCUAUGGACACGGGGAAGACGGGCUACAUUCCCAGUAAUUACGUAGCUGAUGCUGACUCUAUCCAAUCAGAAGAGUGGUUCUUUGGCAAAAUGGGCCGCAAGGACGCGGAGCGCCUCCUGCUGGUCCUUGGAAACAAGCGCGGGACCUUCCUGAUCCGGGAGAGCGAGACCAACCCAGGUGCGUUCUCCCUCUCCAUUCGGACCUGGGACGAGACCCGGGGGGACACCGUGAAGCACUAUAAGAUCCGCAGACUGGACAGCGGGGGGUUCUACGUGAACACCCAGGUGAAAUUCGACAGCCUGAAGAAGCUGGUGAAGCACUACUCAGUCCAUGUGGACGGGCUGUGCUCCAGGCUCACGGAGGUGUGCCCCACGGUGAAGCCGCAGACUGAGGGUCUGGCGCGGGACGCCUGGGAGAUCUCCCGGGGCUCCCUGCAGCUGGAGGUCCGGCUGGGACAGGGCUGCUUCGGGGAGGUGUGGAUGGGCAGCUGGAACGACACGAUCAAGGUGGCCAUUAAGACGCUGCGUCCGGGCACCAUGUCCCCCGAGGCCUUCCUGGAGGAGGCGCAGGUGAUGAAGAAGCUUCGGCACAGCAAGCUGGUGCACCUGUACGCCGUGGUCUCCCAGGAGCCCAUCUACAUCGUCACCGAGUACAUGAGCAAAGGAAGUAUGCUGAGCUACCUGAGAGAGGGGGAGGGUAAUGCUCUCAAACUCCCUCAGCUUGUUGACAUGGCUGCACAGAUCGCGGAGGGCAUGGCCUUCAUCGAGAAGAUGAACUACGUCCACAGGGACCUGCGGGCCGCCAACAUCCUGGUGGGCGAGAACGCGGUGUGCAAGAUCGCCGAUUUCGGGCUGGCCCGGCUGAUCGAGGAUAACGAGUACACGGCCGGGCAGGGAGCCAAGUUCCCCAUCAAGUGGACGGCGCCGGAGGCCGCGCUGUACGGGCGCUUCUCCAUCAAAUCCGACGUCUGGUCCUUCGGCAUCGUGCUCACUGAGCUGGUCACCAAGGGCAUGUCGCCGUAUCCAGGCCUGGUGAACCGUGAGGUGCUGGAACAGGUGCAUGGUGGGUAUCGUAUGUCGUGCCCCCAGGGUUGCCCGGACUCUUUGUACCAGCUGAUGAUGAACUGCUGGGGGAAGCAGCCAGAUGAGAGGCCCACGUUUGCGUACAUCCAGACUUUCCUGGAGGACUACUUCACUGCCACGGAGCCGCUCUACCAAGCAGAGGGCAACCUGUAGACUCUCAUAGUGUGUGGACAACCUGUAGACUCUCAUAGAAUGUGAACAACCUGUAGACUGUCAUAGUGUGUGGACAACCUGUAGACUCUUAGUGUGUGGACAACCUGUAGACUCUCAUAGUGUGUGGACAACCUGUAGACUCUCAUAGAAUGUGAACAACCUGUAGACUCUCAUAGUGUGUGGACAACCUGGUGGCCAGUGGUACCCAACACUGUUCCUGGAGAUCUCCCGUCGUGUAGGCUUUCACUCCAACCCUAACAAAGCACACCUGCUUCAACAGCUUAAGUUGAUCUGUAUUGAGCAGCUAAUUAGUAGAGUCAGAGGUGCCAAAUUAGAGUUGGAGUGGAAACCUACAGGACGGUAGAUCUCCAGGAACAGGGUUGGUUACCUCUGCUGUAGACCCAGAAAGCCCUGUGGAGAAUCUAUGGUCUCUCACUGCACUAUGGACCUCUGUAGAGUUUAACUGCCACAUGGAUAACCAACCAACCUCUGCAGGCCUGUUGGCUACCUAUAGACUCACACUGUCCUCUGAACAGCCUGUAGAGUGUCGUGCUCUUCAGCUACUUCUUCUCAGGGUGCCAGAAGCUUUUUCAAAAAUGGUGCAUGCAAGUAAAAACACCUGCCACAAACUAUUUAUAAACGUGUAUGUAUAGGGGUUAGAUGCUUCUUGUUGUGUAGUCGUCUCUUAUAAACUGUCAGGCGUGGGAUUUUAUGCUGACCCUGAGCAGAUCUCAGCUGGUACAUUGGCACAAUGUUUUAUGCCUCUGAAUGAAAGAAUUCUUUUCGGUGCUCGGGAGUGCCAGGAGUAUGUCUGUGGAGGGCCACAUUCGACCCCUGGGGUACCGGCUAAAAAGACCUGCCGUAGAAUCUCACAUCGCUGUAGAAUUCCUUUAGGAACGGUGAAGGUGUGCCAUGUUGAAAGAAGUAAUUAGAGAAGCUCGGUUACUUCCAGUAAGGGGAUGUGUCACCGUCUGCUUGGACUCUGUGGUUAUGACCUCACUGGAGCGAGGGAAAUGGGAUCUUUUGAGGAUGGAUUCUGGGAACUUCAGGCGCACUCAAACGGGAGUGUACAUCGCCUCCUUACAGUCUGGGUCCAUCCAGCGGGGGGGGCGGGGGGGGAGAGAGGGAGAGGAGAGAAUGUGUGCUGUGCUUUCUCUUUCUGCGGCGUCUUUGGAAAGACAGUUUCUGAUGAACGUGCUUUCAUUAAUGCCAUUUUAUUGUUUGUGUAUUUUUUACGUACCCUCAAAUCCGAUACAGGUGACAUUGGGUUUCUGGAUAUCCGGUGUGCCUGUAUGCAGUUGUGUUAUGUAUAUAUCAGGCCUUGUGUGCACUCAAAUGUGACACAGGUAACAAAUUGGGUUUCUGGAUAUCCGGUGUGUGCAGUGCGGUUAUUAUUAUUUGCUCUGUUGGGGUUCUGUGCAUUUAGUCUGCGGCUGCAUUUCUCCUUGCUGUCGCGCUCAGUGUUCCAGCCGACCUGAUGAGCAGCUCCGCUGCAGGUGUGUGGCGUGUCCCCCGCACGCUUAUUAUGGGAUGUUGGUUGUCUGUGGAGCGUUGGUGACCGAGGACGACGCACGGUGGGAGGGACUGCGUUCAGAUCCAGUUCAAAAUCCAAUCCCACCUCCCUCAUGAUAUGAUUCCGCUGAAUUUCAAAAAAGGCCUAUCCAUGUCUGAUCUUAUCAUUCUGCAGAUCUCACAUAGGUGUUGUCUUCAUCGCUAUGGUUACUAGUCAGGAAAGGCGUUUUUACACUUGUAAAAACAAUCGUUUUUUUAAGGACAAAAUGCUGUAAUUCUCAACGGCUGCUAAUUUUUAAACCCGUUUUUAAAAAAUCGUAUCUUGUAAUAAGAGAGGACCAAUUCUCAACACCAUUUCUUUGCUGCUGUCAUGUGGAGUGGGAAAUGUUGCUCAGCAUCCAGCAAUGAACUGACUUUUUUUGGAACUAUGUUUUGGGUUGCCAUGACAGCAUUGUCACAACAAAUGCUAAUGAUCCAAGGCUAACUACGAGGAAACCACUAUAAUUCAGAAAGACUUAUCGCUUCACAUGAGAUCUGGAGUUCAUGUUGUGUUUUUUCAGUCCUUUCUCUCUGGUGCAUCACUCAACUAACAUUUUCACAGCACAGCAACCGAAGCCAGUCCCCAAACUGGCAAAUAGACAAACUUUUUAAUUUUAUGUUAAAUGAGUGAAUUUACUCAAACCCAUGGAUAUUUUUUUUUGUUUGUUUUGAUCAGGGAAAUUCUUGAAUAAAAACAAAAUGCUCCGUGAUCAGUUGUAGUAUAGUCCUUUGAAACUGAAUGGUCACAUUUAAGGAUAUUCAAAGUCCCUGUCAUCUAAUUUCAUGAUCCUUUUUGAAGUAGAAUGACUCCAAACAGACAUGAUUAUUUAGAAUUCAUGAUUAU
This is a messenger RNA of Anguilla anguilla (European eel), 4246 nucleotides long. RefSeq names its product tyrosine-protein kinase Yes-like. The transcript has 12 exons. Gene Ontology annotation, biological process: protein phosphorylation; cell differentiation; innate immune response. Gene Ontology annotation, molecular function: ATP binding; non-membrane spanning protein tyrosine kinase activity; signaling receptor binding. The record is from RefSeq and is a predicted model, not a curated record. NCBI's taxonomy places the organism in Eukaryota, Metazoa, Chordata, Actinopteri, Anguilliformes, Anguillidae. The coding region runs from base 37 to 1851 and encodes 604 amino acids. Gene Ontology annotation, cellular component: extrinsic component of cytoplasmic side of plasma membrane.